Molecule: messenger RNA, 2210 nt
Organism: Paraphaeosphaeria sporulosa
Lineage: Eukaryota; Fungi; Ascomycota; Dothideomycetes; Pleosporales; Didymosphaeriaceae
Exons: 3
Coding region: 108-1916 (602 amino acids)
Biological process (GO): regulation of DNA-templated transcription
Molecular function (GO): DNA-binding transcription factor activity, RNA polymerase II-specific; zinc ion binding
Source: RefSeq, a predicted model, not a curated record
CCUCGUCUGUUGGCGUCCGAAGUCUUAACUCUCGCUUGAGCUGUGCCCUUUCGCAGAGGCAGCACAGCUUCGCAGGGUCGUGCCUGCCCAGCAGCCGUGGCACUUCGAUGUCCUUUCCACAGCCUUACCCGCAGGCGCCCUCGCACGCAAACAUGUCCAAUAACAUGGCCGACCACCACCAGCGACAAAAUCCAUCCUACCCGUCGCCCAGCCAUUCCUAUCCUUCACCGCAGAUGCCCGCCUACACCUACCCCCCGCCCCAGGGCCAGCCGGGCGCGGAGCCCUACCGCUCGCCGCAGGGCACCAACAUGAAUCUGCCGCCGCUCAACCUGCCGCCGAUACGUGUCGACGGCCAGCAGCAGCAGCAGCACAUGCCCCAUCAGCAGCAUCAGCAGGGCCCGCCCAUGGGCUCGCCGCUCCCGCAGCAGCACCAGGGCGUGCCGCAGUACUACGCGCACCCAGGGCACCCGCCGCCCGGCCAGAUGCAAAUGGGUUCGCAGCACCUUGCCAUGCGCUACCAGCUCCCGCCGCAGCCCGGGGAGCAGAGGAUCCUGUCGGGCGGGCGCCAUAAGAAGGAGAUCAAGCGGCGCACAAAGACAGGCUGCCUGACGUGUCGCAAGCGUCGGAUAAAGUGCGACGAAGCGCACCCCGUGUGUCGCAACUGCCAGAAGAGCAAACGCGAGUGCAUGGGCUACGACCCCAUCUUCAAACAACAACCAGGCCCCGCAAAUCUCCAGCCCGCGCCCAACACGACGCAGCACCAGCCCUCCGUGCCGGCAACUUCUCCGCCGGCCUCCGCAUCGUCGCAGUACAGCCCACAGGUGCCCCAAGGGUACGCGCCCGCAUCCACCGUCGGCUACGCACCGGCCGCUUCGACGGCGAGCUCAACGCCCUCGCACCACGACAACUUCAAUAACCCCGCCAUUGACCCUGCACUCGCUGCCACGGACCCCGCGAUGAACGGGCAGCCAGCCUACAACGGCGCGCAUGCGCUGCAGGCUGGGCUUCGUGGCAGUCCGUACUCGUCGGCCGCACCGGAAGCACCACUCCUCAAAGGGCGACCCCUGCGGAUUGAAGAGAUAUUUUCCAUUUGCGGGUACAACCCACCAGAGGUCCCUCCGCGCCACGGAGGCUUCCCUCGCGAACUUGAUGAUGAGUUCUCUUUCAUAUUUAGCAAGGACUACUGCAUGGGACUCGAUGCCAUGUUGGAGACGAAUUGGUUCUCCUCCAAUAACAACGCCAUAACGCGUGUUCUGAGUGACCAAAGUCUCCACGAGGAGGCACACUUCUUCGUCGAGACGGUCAGGACCAAGACCGGCGCUGCGGAUGUGAGCCAGAUAUUCAGCCAAGAGACUCGUCUCAUCUGGCAUCUGCUAGGCACAUGUCGGAUACCAUCGAAUGGCGCUAACGACAACGUCAACAACCCUGAACAUGACGAUUUGUCACUGAAGGAAGCCCGAGCUCGAUAUGAAGUUUUGGAAGCGCUUCUGACCAACCAAACCUUGGAGGCGAACCCAAUACGCCAACUCUCGUACCCUGGUGGGCUUUCGGAAGAAGAAAAUGAUAAGUUCGUUUUCUGGGAUUCAGUCGGAGAAUUCGUAGUGCAUGCAAGUACCGACGCUGCGAUAGAAGGGAACGCUGAAGUAGCGCUCACCAGGAUGCGGAAUGUUCUCAAGGCCCGAGAGGUCCGCGAUGCUCUUUACUCGAUUGCUCUGGCACGACAAAUCGGCAACCGCGUCCGCGGCUUCCCUGAUGCGGUUGCCCACCCCAACACGCACGACCCUGAAAAUGACGUGAACAAGCUCACCGUCGCGAUGUCGUUCAUCAGUCACGAAUGCCGAUCUGGUACUCAACAGGUCAUUGCUCGCAUUUGCGACAUGGCUUGCUUGUCCUGGAGAGUCAGUAGAACUUCAUAGCCUGGCGUUCUCACACCCUUCAAUACUCCCUGAUGCACACACACAGGGAUUCUCACGCCGCCACCACUGAGUAUGGCUUAUAUCUACCCGACUGGCCGGUUAGAUCGUACCGCCGCGACUAAUCGAGGACGGCUUCUCACCACUCGACUAGCCGAUUAUGUAACAGUAUCGAAUGGUUGUUUUCCGACACUGCAUCAUUUCACAAGUUCCCUCUCCUUGCCCAUCUCGACUGAUCUGCCUUUGUCUCUCGCUCGAAAACCCUUUAUUCGAUUCUCAAAGCAAAAAUUCAACCCC